This is a messenger RNA of Panonychus citri (citrus red mite), 345 nucleotides long. RefSeq lists its product as uncharacterized. Lineage: Eukaryota; Metazoa; Arthropoda; Arachnida; Trombidiformes; Tetranychidae. The transcript has a single exon. The record is from RefSeq and is a predicted model, not a curated record. Bases 1 to 345 code for a protein of 114 amino acids.
AUGGGGCUUUUGUCAUCUAUAUCCUGCCAGUUUGGUGGUCAGCAAGGACAAUAUGGUGGAAAUUAUGGUGGAGGUUAUGGUGGUGGUUUUGGUGGAGGUUAUGGUGGUGCUGGUGCUGGUGCUGGUGCUAGUGCUAGUGCUGGUCUUGGUGGUAAUGUUGGUGCUAAUGCUGGUGUCAGUUUUGGUGGUGGUCUUGGUGGUAAUGUUGGUGGUAUUGUUGGUGGUGCUGGUGCUGGUGCUGGUGCUGGUGCUAAUGCUGGUGUCAGUUUUGGUGGUGGUCUUGGUGGUAAUGUUGGUGGUAUUGUUGGUGGUGCUGGUGCUGGUCUUGGUGGGGAAUUAUGUUGA